Molecule: messenger RNA, 3392 nt
Organism: Pristis pectinata (smalltooth sawfish)
Lineage: Eukaryota; Metazoa; Chordata; Chondrichthyes; Rhinopristiformes; Pristidae
Product: complement factor H-like
Exons: 17
Coding region: 63-2474 (803 amino acids)
Source: RefSeq, a predicted model, not a curated record
GUCUGUAUUUCAUUAGUCCAUCGCAAGGCUACAGAUCUAAAAGUCCCAAUUUAUCUUCCAAAAUGGAACUAACCCAUUUUGUUAUUCUUCUAGGCUUGUUUGACAGUUAUUUUGCUCUUUCUCUCAGUGACAGUGACUGCAGUCCACCUCAACAUCUUCAAAAUGCAGAGCCUAUAUUAAAAAGCACAAAUGAAGUUUAUUCUGAUGGAACCAUUGUGACUUAUCAAUGUAAUUCCGGAUAUGUGGGUAUCUUACGGUACAAGUGUAAGAAUGGAGAAUGGAUAAGUGCAGAUAAAAUGCUUAAUUGCAGAUUAAAGCCUUGUGGAAGUCCUGGAGAUAUUUUACAUGGAACAUUUGAACUAAAACGUGGUGAUGCUUUGGUGUUUGGUGCACGCAUUGAAUACAAGUGUGAUGAAGGAUAUCAGCUGGUGGGUACAAGAAAUUACCGUGAUUGUGAAAUAUCUGGGUGGAGUGGUCUUGUUCCAUAUUGUGAAGUAAAGACCUGUCCUCCAGUGAAAGCACCAGAAAAUGGAAGGAUCAUAGGGCCAGAUGUAUAUGACCUUGACCAAGAUUAUCCUUAUGGCUCCCUCCUGACAUUUGAGUGUAAUUCUCCUGACCUGCAAAUUCAAGGUGCUAAAGAAAUUUAUUGCUUAGAAAACGCAACAUGGAGUAAUCCAGUACCAAAAUGCAAAGAAUUACAAUGUAUGAAACCAGAUAUACGUAAUGGGAUUGUGAUGACCAUGGGUGAGGUUUUCAGAUAUCUUGAACAACUACACUACACGUGCAAUCGUAAUUUCAAACCUUCUGGUAUAUCGACCACAUGCACCCAAUUCGGAUGGAGUCCACCACCAUUUUGUUCACCAAUAACAUGUUCAAGAACAUCAAUAGAAAAUGGUCAAUUUCUAACCAGCAAAUGGACAUUUGCCUAUCAGGAAACAGUGAACUAUACUUGUAAUGAAAAUUACAGACCUUCAGGACCAAGUACAGUUCAGUGUGAAGCACAAGGGUUGAUGCCAAAUCCAAGCUGUGUAGAAAUCAGAUGUUACAGACCAAACAUUGAUGCACAUAUUUACUGGUAUCAAUCGCCGAAACGAGUUGGAGAGAAGAUAGCCUAUGAUUGCAAUCAUGAUGGAUCGCGACACUUUUCUGUGUGUACAGCAACUGGAUGGAAUCCCCCUCCAAAAUGCCCUGGUCCAUGUCAUCGUCCAGAAAUUGACAACAGUUUACUGCCCAGAAAAUAUUCAUACAGCCAUGGAGAUACACUGAGUAUUAAAUGCAAAUAUGGGUUUAGAUUGCAAGGAACUCAAAACAUCAGGUGCCAGGAUGGAGAAUGGCUUGUCGAACGAUCUUUCCCAGCCUGUAUUGCGCUUGGAUGUGAUGCACCGCCAGCAAUAGCAAAUGGAAGAUAUUCUCCUAAUCGUAGAAGAUAUGAAGAAAAUCAACGGGUGACUUACUCUUGUAUUGAAGGUUAUGAACUUUAUGGACAAAAGAACUUGAUUUGUGGUUCCAGUGGAUGGUCAGAGCCACCUCGUUGCCUUGAUAAGCAAGCUGUAUGUAGAGAUCCAUAUCCAAUGGUAGAGCACGGAGAGAUCACCUCUGAGAAAUCCUACAAAAUAACUUAUGCAUGUCAUGCUGGAUACAUUCAGAAAGGAUCAGAUGUGGUAAUAUGUGCUGAUGGGAAAUGGUCACAGCCUCCAACAUGCAGUUAUCCUCCAGAUUCAACUCGUGUCUGUGGUUUUCCACCUGCAAUAGAAAGUGGAGACACAGUGGGAAUCUCUGUACCACCAUAUAAUCAUGGUCAGAAAGUAACAUAUCAGUGUCAGAAUUACUACACUUUGGAAGGAGAAAAAGAAGUGACAUGUUCUGGUGGGGAAUGGUCAAAACCUCCACGCUGUAUUGCACCAUGCAUUUUGACAGAAGAAGAUUUUACAAGAAAUGGAAUAGUCUUAAGGUGGAAGUUUGAGACGAGAUUAGAUGUGAAAGAUGGAGAUGUCUUAGAAUUCAGAUGCCGUGAAGGAUUUCAAAUUGAACCUCCGGCAAGGAGAUAUUGCCGAAAUGGACACUUGGAAGUUCCCAGAUGUAUCAGUGAUGACAGGAGUUCGUGCACUGCUUUGGAGUAUUCUAAAUGCCAAUCAUGUGCAGGUGAUGAAAUCUGUACUCAAUAUAAUGCUAAAAGGGUAUCACUAACAAGACCAGAUCAGAGCACAUUGUUGUUACUUGCUAAAAGUGGAGAGAGCAGUGCUUUAUUCUCAGUGAAACGAGGCACAACAAAAAGGAAAAGCACUAUAAAGUUUUCUAUAAGAGAAUCCAAUUAUACAAUAAUGAAUGUAAAAUUCGGAGAUGGGCCUCAAAGCAUACAAUAUGAACAACCUGCAAUAGGAGAAUAUUGUUUAACAUUCCACAUGAUUAAUUCUAUCACAUUCAAUGUUACAUUCACUGGAAAUUUCAGCAUUAGAUUUGAUAAUAGGAGUUGACAUCAAGGCUAAAAGCUUGAAAGCUAGAAUGAUCCUGAGAGAUUCCAUGACAAUGAAGUUGCCAACCAUGUUUUUGGAAGAACUGAGUUCAAGUUGCUUAUCAUGGCCUUCACUUUCAUAUUUACACAAUUAAUUACUAAAGCACACUCUGCAGAUCAUAUCCCAAAUAAAGUGAUAGUAAGGCUGGAUUUUUCUUUCACUUUCCUCAUAAUUUCAGCUACAUUAUUGCUACUGCACUUCUGACUCAAUAUAUAUAUUUUUUUGGUAGGUGAGACGAGAACUAGGGGACAUAGCCUCAAGAUUUGGGGGAAUAGAUUUAGGACGGAGAUGAGGAGAAAUUGCUUUUCCCAGAGAAUUGAGAAUCUGUGAAAUUCACUGCCUGGGGAAGCAGUGGAGGCUACCUCAUUAAAUAUAUUUAAGACACAGAUAGACUUUUGCAUAGUAGGGGAGUUAAAGGUUAUGGGGAAAAGGCAGGUAAGUGGAGCUGAGUCCAUGGCCAGAUCAGCCGUGAUCUUAUUGAGUAGCGGAGCAGGCUCGACGGGCCAGAUGGCCUACUCCUGCUCCUAUUUCUUAUGUUCUUAUGUCAGGCAUAGAACAGUUCCCAGCUGAUCAUUUCCCACAGUUGUAUUUAAAUGCCAGUGAUAGUUACAGAGGUGUUCUGUCUCCCUUGCCUGUCUCCUGUCCCUCUUGGUGCAGCCAGCCAGGAACUCUUGGCAAGAAUUAGCAGUGUGCUGAGAACAGCAGUCAUAAUGGUCAACUGAUAACCCAAUUUUAAUAUUUAUUAAAAUUUAAAUAUGAAUUUUAAAUUAAAAUACUGUUGUACCACACAGAUUGCAAUCAUCACCUUAAACAUUGCUGUCUAGUUUUUAUUUUUGCAUCCUGUUCUUUAAUAUACAAAUGAUAAACGAUAUUUAGUUU